Molecule: messenger RNA, 1635 nt
Organism: Chinchilla lanigera (long-tailed chinchilla)
Lineage: Eukaryota; Metazoa; Chordata; Mammalia; Rodentia; Chinchillidae
Product: vinculin-like
Exons: 4
Coding region: 61-663 (200 amino acids)
Biological process (GO): cell migration; cell-cell adhesion
Cellular component (GO): adherens junction; catenin complex
Molecular function (GO): actin filament binding; beta-catenin binding
Source: RefSeq, a predicted model, not a curated record
CAGCAGCGAAGCCGCAGUGCCCCUACCCCAAGGGGCGGUCCCGCUGGGCCGCAUCCUGAGAUGGACCAGCUCUUCCCAGAGGACGGCAGGGCGGACGGUGAGAACCCAGUCACCCGGACUGCCCGAGAGAUGGCCAAGGAGGCGUUCCUGAUGGCCCAGAGGCUGAGGAAGAGCGGGUGUGGCCUGACCAAAGAUGAGCUCAUUACCUCUGCUAGGAAAAUUGCAACUUCUGGACAAAACUUCACUAGACUCAUCUGCAUCAUUGCUAAGAACUGUGUAGAUCAACGAUGUUCCCAGGAGCUUCUGCGCAUAGUAGAGCAGAUUCAAACAAUGAGCAACCAGCUCUGCAUCAUCUCCAGGGUGAAGGCUUCUCUGGCAAGAAGCAAGUCCUCUGAAGAGCUCCUGGUGGGAAAUGCACAACAGCUCCUCCAGGCUGUGUCCAAGGCAGUGAGGGCCGCAGAAGCUGCAAGUCUCCGGGGUUUGCGACCGCCUUCCCCAGAUCCAGAGGAACUGGAAGUUGCUGCCUUUUGUAUGCAGUGGAGGAGGAAACUGCUAAGACACAGACUUCAAGAAACCUCUAACAUGGACUGUGAUGAACUCAGCCUGAGAAAAACAAGCACUAAAACACCCUCAACAUUUGUGGCCCUGGUUCAAGAUUUAUAGAUUAGACUGGGGAGGUCAGAGCUUAUUUUCCUCAGAUAUUUAGGCACUGUUCAAAUUCUGAAGUGACGGGGAAAAGGUUGUGUUUGUCAAAGGAUAGGAUGCAAGGACUCCAAGUCUAGAGGUGCUGGGCCCUUAUUUGGGGAGUGUGGGAGGGAGAGAAUCAGAUGGAUGCCCAGGCCUUGCCAGAGUCAGUGGGAAUCUCUCAGUUCUCCAACAUCUUUCACAAAAUGUAUUUGGUAGAAAACGAGGAAAAGUAGAGUGAGGAGAACUUCACUGCAGAGGCUGAGCGUCAGAAGCCAGAAACAAGACUAAGUCUCCAUCCAAGGGACAAGAAGGCGGGCUGGGGAUCCUGAAGAUCAGGGCAGGGGUCUAGCUUGUUUGAGCGACACCACGUAAGGCUCCUACGUGCUGGUGCAGCUCCCAGCAACAUCAGUCCUCCAGGCCAACUCUAGAUGACUGAAUUUCCCACAGUCCAGUGGGAGGGUGGCUUGGAUUCAGUUAAGAGAAUUCUUUUUCACGUUUAAAACAUGGGGUACAAUUAAGGGAGUUUUGACAUGUAUACCCCGGUGAAACUCUAACACGGUCAAGAUCGUGGAUGUGUGGAGCUUUCCAAACCGUCCUCAUGCGCUUCUCCAAUCACUUCUUUUUCUUUUCAUUCCACUCCUGCAAGAACUGAUCUGUUUUGAUCUUUAAAAAUCAAUUUGCAUUUUCUAGAAUUUUCAUAAAAAGGAACCACACAGCCAGCAUUCUUUACCCCCUUGGGUUUCUCUCAUUCAGGCUAAUUAUUUUGACCUUUAUGUCGCUGCGUGUAUCAGUGAUUCAUUUCUGUUCAGUGCCCAUGCUGAUCAUAAUUGUCAAAAGCACAACUCCCAAUGUCAUGAUCACCAAUGUGGAAAGCCCCAAAGAUUAAAAUCUCUAGAAUCAUUGUCCUAAAUAAAUUAAAUCCUGAAAGCUGAAAUUUUGAAAACUCUA